AUGUUUUAUUACGUUUCUCACAGGUGUGGUGGCAGGGUCACAUUUUACACAUUCUGGACCUCAGAUGGUGGUUCAAACUAUCUCUGCCUGCCUUUAAAACCGAUUUUUGAGAAAGUUGGGUCAGGUAAUCAAGGAAGCAAUUACAUCUAUGGCACUGAAUACGAAAUAGGUCAUGCUCAAAAGCAUUUGUUUGAAAACUCAAAGCUUCACGACCAUGAUGCACCGUGCGCUGUGUGCCACACUGAGUCACGUGGGAGUCACAUGAUGAUCCCAGCCCGCAACACCUGCCCCUCAGGUUGGACCUUGGAGUACAAAGGAUAUAUCAUGUCCGAACAUCAUGGUCACAAAGGACGAACCCAGUACAUAUGCGUAGAUGGAAAAGCCGAAGCAACUUUUGGAUCACACGUCAACAAGAAUGGAGCUUUGCUGUACUUUGUGGAAGGUGCUUGUGGCUCUUUGCCUUGCCCGCCAUAUGUGCAAGGUUAG
Molecule: messenger RNA, 486 nt
Organism: Paramuricea clavata
Lineage: Eukaryota; Metazoa; Cnidaria; Anthozoa; Malacalcyonacea; Plexauridae
Source: the annotation of a GenBank genome assembly